Messenger RNA from Papilio xuthus (Asian swallowtail), 3542 nucleotides. RefSeq names its product Phosphatidylinositol 4-phosphate 5-kinase 59B. Gene Ontology annotation, biological process: phosphatidylinositol phosphate biosynthetic process. Lineage: Eukaryota; Metazoa; Arthropoda; Insecta; Lepidoptera; Papilionidae. The record is from RefSeq and is a predicted model, not a curated record. Gene Ontology annotation, cellular component: plasma membrane. The transcript has 21 exons. Gene Ontology annotation, molecular function: 1-phosphatidylinositol-4-phosphate 5-kinase activity. The coding region runs from base 201 to 2609 and encodes 802 amino acids.
GCAACACAGUUACUUUGAUCGGUCGUGUCAGACGGAUGCUUCGGGCGAGCAUUUUCGCGUAAACUAAUUGAUUUCUUCUAAUUAAAUUACAGUGAAUCAUUGUGUUAGCGAUGCAAAAGUGAUGUGAGCCAUGCUUAUUCAUUUUGUGCAAAAAUUGUUAAUAUUGAAGCCAAAAUAGGGGGUGUAACGGGGAAACAAAAAUGGCUUCGGGAGACAGCGAUCACAUAGAAGUAAUGGAUAGUACAGUGACUAAAAAGACGGAUGCUGGACAGGCAGGCGCAGAGGAUGAUGAUCGCGAUAGGACUUCAAUUGCUGAGAAAAAUGUACUUUACGAUCCGGCAGUGGGCCCUUCAGGGGCCAUCAGCAAGGUGCACAAAUCGGAUCGCAAGAUCGGCCACCGGCGUGUCGGCGAGGGUGGCGAGAUCACCUACAAGAAAAUUCAGUCUUCGCAGAUUAUGGCAUCCAUACAACUUGGUAUCCAACAUGCGAUCGGUGGUCUCGCCUCGAAGCCGGAGCGUGAUCUACUUAUGCAGGACUUCAUGACGGUAGAAACAACAAACUUCCCACACGAAGGUUCCAACCACACCCCCGCCCAUCACUACUCUGAGUUCAAGUUUAAAACGUACGCUCCAAUCGCGUUCAGAUACUUUAGAGAUCUCUUCGGCAUACAGCCGGAUGAUUUCUUGAUGUCAAUGAGCAGUGCACCAUUACGCGAGUUGAGCAACCCCGGCGCGUCCGGCAGCAUCUUCUACCUGACCAAUGAUGACGAGUUCAUCAUCAAGACAGUGCAGCACAAAGAGGGAGAGUUUCUACAGAAAUUGUUGCCCGGAUACUACUUAAACCUUGAUCAGAACCCCCGCACGCUCCUACCAAAGUUCUUCGGUUUAUACUGCUACCAAUGCAACAGCAAGAACGUGCGGUUGGUCGCAAUGAACAACCUGCUGCCCUCCUCCGUCAAGUUGCACCAGAAGUACGAUCUCAAAGGAUCCACCUACAAGAGGAAGGCGAGCAAAACGGAACGACAAAAGAAUUCACCAACUUACAAAGACUUGGACUUUAUGGAGUAUCAUCCUGAAGGAAUCUUUCUAGAAGCUGACACUUACAAUGCGCUCAUCAAGACGAUGCAGAGAGACUGUCGAGUCUUGGAAAGUUUUAAGAUUAUGGAUUACUCCCUACUCGUCGGUAUUCACAAUUUGGAUGAGGCUCAAAGAGAGAAGACUGAAGCGAGGAAGAGAACAGAAUCUGGACAGAGCGACGGCGAAGAUGAUGUCGAACCGAAGUCGAGCGGACUCAAUAGAACCAGAUCUGAGCAAGGCAAGGAGGAUUUCGGGAUGCAAGUGAAAAGGACUCAGUCUAUCAACCGGCAGCGGCUGGUGGCGCAUUCCACGGCGAUGGAGAGCAUCCAGGCGGAGAGUGAACCCAUUGAUGAGGAGGAGGAUGUGCCGCCGGGCGGCAUUCCGGCGCGGAACGCUCGCGGCGAGCGGCUGCUUCUCUUCCUCGGCAUCAUCGACAUCCUACAGUCUUACCGUCUGCGCAAGAAGCUCGAGCACACCUGGAAGAGCAUGAUACACGACGGAGACACAGUUUCAGUGCACAGACCGAGCUUCUAUGCGCAAAGGUUUCUAGACUUCAUGGGAAAAACUGUAUUUAAGAAAAUACCUUCGUUGGACCUGCCCGAGAUCAAAGGCAACCACCGCAAGUUCCGCACCCUGGUCACGAGCUACAUAGGUCUGACCCUGAAACACUCACCUUCGAAGAGGAAAAGCAUCGCCAAGCCGAUUAAGCCAUUGGAAGAAAUUGAUACGCCAGGUGCGGCAAGCUCUAGUGGCGCCGUCAAAGCAGUCUCCCUAUCUGACGUCACAACGCAUAUAACGCCUACAUCGGUGACGUCACCAGUGUCAACCGCAGCGAAGGUCACACAGAUAUCCACAAAGACAACUUUAGAACCAGACGUAGCUUUCCCAGCGGUGUUAAAAGGAUCUCAAAAGCAGAGGGUACCGCCCCCCGUGCCUCCCAGAGGAUCCCCGAAGGCAAAACGCGGGGGUCACUCUCAAUCCGGUCAUGAACCUAAAGCCGCGGGCGUGUGCUGCUCGACCCCGCCGCCGCCGUUCGAGGAAGCGCCACCACCCCGCACCAGCCGGACCAACUCGUCGUCGACAACCUCUUCGAGUGCAUCAGGUCGCCGGCGCGGUGCAUCCAGCGCGGCUAGCGUCGUUACCACAUCCUCUGCUUCGUCUUUAGCAUUGACACCCGCAGCGUUAAGCAGUGCGAGGAGUAACGAAGCCAGUGUAUGUUGGACGCCGCCGGCGUCAGUAGAGGGGUCGACGCCAACUUGGACAGAAGGCACGCCGAGCUUCACCGAGUCUAGUAGUAGUGAACAAGGCUACCCCAUCACCCCCGCACGCGGUGCCACCCCGAAUGAGGGUCGUCGCUCCCCCCGCGCGCCGCCGCCUCCUGCACGAAUCAACCCCCCAACCACCAUCAAUUGUCUCACCAGCGAAGUGGUAGAAAUAACGCAUCUCACUUCCGAGACAACAAAUAUAACAGUAUCAACUUACGAAGUGCAUCAGCAAAUGCAGCAAUUGCAGAUUGAAGAGAAACAUUGCUGAAUUUAUGUGUUCAUCAUCAUCAGCUCACUAUAUGUUCCCACUAAUGGGCUCGGAGCCAACCCUAAGUUAGGGGUGUGUGGUGUUUAGUACGUUUUAAAUUUGCAGGAUGUGUUAGGCUUAUGUUUAAAAUGUGUGCAUGUUUGGUAUAGCUUUGCUCUAUACUCUAUAGUAAAUGUUAAGUGAAAAAUACGUCAGAAUUUUGGUUUUCAUUGUCGUAAACAAAAAGAUAUAGCAAUUUUUUUCAUUGUGAAAUUAUUAUUUUUCUGUAGGCGUUAAAAUCAAUGUUGAUAUUUUCCAGUGUUGAUUAUUUUGUUUAUUGCAAAGUUUAUUUUAGUUUCGAUAAUGAUAUUCAAUAUAACAGAUUAAAAACCAUUCGUGUAUUCAUCAUUCAUAUUAUCUGUUGAAUUUGUCUUUUUUUUGUAAACUAUAGAAAAUCACAUUACAGAUUAAAAAUAUUAACGCAGUUAAGUAUUCGCAUCAUCAAAAACAAUUGAAUUUAAAUCUCAACUUUUAAUGUCUGUAGCUUUUUUUCAUCAAUGAUUUAAUGACUAUUCGCCAAAUUAUGUGCUCAAUUAAAAAGUGCGUGUACAUAUUUGAAGAAGAAAUAUAAACAGUAAGGCAUUGUAUCUGCAAUAUUUAAAAAAAAAUUAAAGAUUCUAUUAGAAAUGUGCCCAUUUCGAUAUUCUAAUUAAUUGAGAACGCUUAAUAACAUUUAUAUUUUGCGACAUUUGUUUGAUUUGUUGGUGUAUAAUUAAACAAGUGGUCGUGUGGUUUUUUUAACUAUUUCUUGAAUAGUUACUUAAGUAAUGAAAAUAAGAAAAAUAGCCGGCGUUCUCGUAGCACACUUAUAUCCAACGAACUUCCAAUGCAACAUUGUUGCCAGCAUAGGAAAAAAGUUUAUAAUAAUUUGAAUGUUGCCAAUACAAAAAGAAA